Plasmodium adleri (nom. inval.) is the source of this 2166-nucleotide messenger RNA. Its product is annotated as conserved Plasmodium protein, unknown function. The record is from RefSeq and is a predicted model, not a curated record. The transcript has a single exon. NCBI's taxonomy places the organism in Eukaryota, Apicomplexa, Aconoidasida, Haemosporida, Plasmodiidae. Bases 1 to 2166 code for a protein of 721 amino acids.
AUGGUAUAUAAUGAGGAAAGGAAAGAGAAAGGAUUACAAAAGAAAAAAAAAGAAAUCAACAGAAGGAAUACACGUAUACUUUUAAGAGAUAAAAUAAAAGAUAUUGAAAUACAGUGUGGAAAAUUAAAUGAUUAUUUAAAAAAAAAGGAAGAAGAAAAGAAAAUAUUCCAAAUAUCUACAGUCAUAUUAAAACAAUAUCAUUCAUAUUUAUAUAAUAAAUUAUAUAACAAUAUAUCUGUAUGUUUACCAGUAUUUCAUCAUAUCUUUCUUACGAGCUGUGGAAUUAUUUUUACAAAUAAUGAUUGUUACAUCAAUGAUGAAAGGCAAAAAAUAAACAGAAUAAACAGAAUAAACAGAAUAAAUAGAAUAAACAGAAUAAACCGAAUAAAUAAUACGAACAAAACAAAAAAUAUAAACAAAAUAAAUAAUAAUCUCUUGUAUUGUAAAAAUGGGGAAUAUAGUUUCUCUGAUCAUUGUAUAUAUGAUGAAGAUAUAUGUAAAAAUAUAUCGUGGAUAUAUUAUUCUAUGAAAGAAAAAAAUGAAAGCAAACUGAUAGAAGAAACAAAUAUUUUAUAUGAGGAAAAAGAAAAUAAUUUAUCUACAACUCUAGAGGAUCAAUCAAAAAAAAAGAGAAGUUGCUACGUUUAUAAUAUACAAAAUAAUAAUAUUAAUAAUAAUAAUAAUAUAUCUAUUGAAAGUAUGACCAGUGGAAAUAAUAAAAAAAAAUUGAAAGAAGAGAAUAUUAUAUAUUUAUCAUCAUUAGAAGGAAAAAAAAUGUAUGAAAAAUAUAAAAAUGAUCAAGAUACAAAUGUAUUAUAUACAUAUAAUAAUAAUAAUAAUAAUAAUAGUGAUAAGAUGAAGAAUAUACCUUUAAAAAAAAAAAAAAAAAAAAUUACAACUAGUUAUAAUGAGAAUAACAAAAGUAUAUCUAGUACAGUUUUAAACACACCCCUUAAUAUUACAAAAAAAAAAAAAAAAAAUAUGGAUUAUCUUAAUCUUAAAUUUAUUGAUAAAAAAUAUACGACUGAUGAAAAUUUAAUUAUUUCAUCCAGUCAUACUGUAGAUACUAUAAGUGAACUAGUUAAUAUGAAUUAUUUAUCAUCUGAUAACAAUAUUUCAACAUAUAGCGAUAUAUAUAUACAAACUGUAUGUAAAAAGUCCAAAACAUUAAAAAAAUAUGACCAUAAUAAUAUAAUAAAGAAUCCUAUAAAAUAUGAAAUGACAUCCAAUUCAUCAAUAUUGUUAAGUAAUAAAACUACCUCACAUAAUUAUUAUAAUGAUAUAUAUGAUGAAGAAUAUAUAAAAAAAAAAAAAAUUAAUAUGCAAUAUAAUGAACCAUAUAAUGUUCAAUAUAAUGAACCAUAUAAUAUACAAUAUAAUAAAUCAUAUAAUGUUCAAUAUAAUGAACCAUAUAAUAUACAAUAUAAUGAACCAUAUAAUGUUCAAUAUAAUGAACCAUAUAAUGUUCAAUAUAUUGAACCAUAUAAUAUACAAUAUAUGAAAGAAAAACAGAAAAAAAAAAAAAAAAAAAAGAAAAAAAAUGAAAGUUAUAUUGAUUCAUAUAUAGAUCUUAUAAAAAAUGUUAAAGUUUUCUCAUUCUUUGAAAAUAAAGAACAAAUAAUACAAAAUAAUACAUUUACCAAUUUUUUCAAUAAUAUAAAAAAUUUUUUUUUUUUUUCUUCUAAUGAAAAAAAUGAAGAAAAAGAAAAUAACACAUCCAAUUAUAAUAAUCCUUAUGAACAAAAAAAAAAUAUAAAUAAUAAAAGACAAUAUAAUAUUUUAAAAUAUCAAUGUGUAAUAAAAUCUAAAGGUAUCAAAAUUUUUUUAUGUGUUUGUCCUAAUUGUUCUAAACAUUUUUAUUUAUUAAUAAAAAAAGGAUCACGAAAAAAAAUGAUCUCAAAAGUAUUUCAUCCUUCUCACUUUGCUACCCUAGUCAAGAAUUUAAAAAAACAAAAAAUUAAUCUUUUAAAAGAUGAAAAGGAAAAAAUGAAUGAUGAAAAUCCCAGUAUUAAAAGUAUCCCGUAUUUAGAUAUUACAACAGUUGAGUUCUUUAACGAUAGUCUUUAUUAUGAUGAAACUGUUCAAGACUUUUGUCAAUGUUAUUUAAAAAUAAAUGAAAAUCCAAAUAAUUUUUAUGAUAAUAUGGAUAUAUUACUUUAUAUAUAA